AUGAUAAACAAUUGCAGCCAUUAAAAGGUGGGUUACCUUCUCGAAAGAUCUGACAUUAAGGAGGUCUGUGACUUGUGUUACGACAUUGAUUGUAUAGAGUCUCACAAGUUUGUUUAAAAAGUUGAAUUGUCAGAUUUCAUUUCCAAGACACUUCCACUAUUAACGAAGUUCUCUUAAAUUUUAUUUGAUUAAUUGCCCAAUGCCAUUUCCAGUCUCACUUAAUAAUUGGGUUCCAUUUAUGAAAGACUAAUUUUUGAAUCCCCCAAAAAGCAAAUACACAGCAUGAUCGAGAUUUUAUAAAACAAGGACGAUAAGUACUUCGCCCAGUUAUUGGACUUUUAUAUAACUCGGAAUCACAUUCAAUUGAUCAAAGAGAAAUUAAAUGAAGUGUGCAAUGUGUACAAUAUGGUCAAAAAAUGUCAAGACCAAUUUCAGCCAAAUUAAUCUGAUACUCUUGAAAUCUAAGAUCAAAAAUCAAAGAACAAAUUCGAGAAGAUAAGAAUAUUAUUUUCUAAAAAGGAUGAGUCGUUAAUUUAAUAAUUGCCUUUGAUUGAUCUCAAUAGCAAAAACAUAGAAUUAACACAGAAUUUUGAAAUACCAACAAAUUUUAAGUUCAAAAGAUUGUACAGCAUCACCUGGCUAAAUGAUAAAUUUAUAGGCAUUGCAGCUGGAGAAUUUCAUCCCUUCAUCAUUUAUGAUCCAAUCAAAAAAUAUGUUCAUUAAUAAAUUGUUGAAAUGAAAAAUGGAGUCUAUGAUUCUAUUGUAGUUAACUCAACCUAAAUUGUCUUGGCUUAUGUGAGAAACUUAAAAUUAUUUGAUUUUGUAAAUGGAAAAUUUGUAGCCAACUUACUUGAGUUCCAAGAAUCACAAAGUACACCUAGUAAACUAUAUUAUUGCAAACAAUCCAAUUCUGUAUUCGCAUCCAAUAAUUUUAAUUAAUUAAGUCCCGUUAAUUAUAUAAAUCGAUGGAAACUAGAUAAUGGAUAACUCAUUAAAUAUGAAAUACAAGCCAAGACUUAUGGACCCUUGUGCAUUAUCAAUGAUAAAUAGCAAUUUUGUUCCAGUCUUUGGUGGGAUAAGAACAAAAAAUCAUAAAGAAAUAAUUAUAUUUUUAUCUGGAAAUAUGAUAAGAGUGAACCCAUCAAAUAGAUCAAUACCAAAGAACCUUAAUAUGCUAUGAAUAUCAUUGAUAAUGAGAUUAUUGGGUUUGGCACAGAAAUCACUUUCUGGAAUCUCUAGAACUUUAGGCAAACUAAGAAAAUUAAAUUUCCAGAAGAUAGACUCAAUCCCUGGAAUUCAUGUGUUAUUGAUGAAAUGAUUAUUUUGGGUUGUGAAAAUGGAAACAUCUGGGUGACAAACAAAGGAUUUGAUAAAUGGGAAAAGUUGAUGAAAAUGAGAGCAAAAACUAUGAAAAUUCAUGAAUAUAAUGGAAAACUAGUAAUUACUGCAUUAGAUUGUAGUUUUUGCAUCUUUUAAAUUAAAAAUUGA
Paramecium tetraurelia is the source of this 1488-nucleotide messenger RNA. RefSeq lists its product as uncharacterized. The record is from RefSeq and is a predicted model, not a curated record. The transcript is spliced from 2 exons. NCBI's taxonomy places the organism in Eukaryota, Ciliophora, Oligohymenophorea, Peniculida, Parameciidae. Gene Ontology annotation, molecular function: protein binding.